AUGGACGGAAUGGAUAUGGGUAGCAGCACUAGCUCAAGCUCUCACAGCAUGAGCACCUCAAUGACCAUGACCUUCAAAAACACCCACGACACACCACUCUUCUCCAAUACCUGGACACCAUCUUCUUCCGGUGCAUUUGCAGGAACAUGUAUCUUUCUGAUUGUCCUCGCUAUCAUUGACCGAUGCCUCAUCGCGUUCAAGGCUGUCAUGGAACAACACUGGCUCGCCACUCACCUCAACCGUCGCUAUGUGACUGUGGCUGGCAAAAACACCGAGUCUGGCAACCUCGAUACCGAUCCAGAUGCAAAGCUCGCAUCGCUUAUUACUGCGCAAGGUGUUGAGGAGUCUGUCAAAGUGGUGCAUAACCUUUCUCGUGGUCCCAUUCCUUGGCGCUUCAGUGUUGACUUGCCGCGGGCAUUGCUCUUCUUGUGCAUCGCUGGAGUAUCCUACCUACUCAUGUUGGCUGUCAUGACCAUGAACGUCGGCUAUUUCUGCUCGGUACUCGGAGGUGCUUUCCUCGGAGAAUUGGCGGUCGGACGCUUUAUUCACUGGCCUGAGCACGGGCACUGA
Molecule: messenger RNA, 570 nt
Organism: Penicillium antarcticum
Lineage: Eukaryota; Fungi; Ascomycota; Eurotiomycetes; Eurotiales; Aspergillaceae
Product: copper transporter family protein
Exons: 2
Coding region: 1-570 (189 amino acids)
Biological process (GO): copper ion transmembrane transport; intracellular copper ion homeostasis
Cellular component (GO): plasma membrane
Molecular function (GO): copper ion transmembrane transporter activity
Source: RefSeq, a predicted model, not a curated record